AUGCCGUCCCUUUCAAGUUCAAGUUCUUCUGAGCAUGAUACUGGGGCUCCCUCCGAUGAUUUGAAUCUCUCGGAACUCACGCAUAACGAAAAGCUUCUGAUCGACCUUGCCGGCCUGCUCAAGGCGCGACCAUCCUUCAGCCAUGGAGUUAUGAAAUUGACUUCUCAGUUCUCUGAAUCCACUCUGUUCUACGGAAGUGGUUCAAACCUUGGUCGCAUCGACCUGUCCAAUGCCACAGAAUCGGAGCUCGAACAUCUAUCGGACGUCUGUGGAGCAGCCACCUUUGGUCGCAACCAGCAGGACGUCCUCGACGAAUCGUAUCGCAAAGCUAGGAAGCUUGACCGCAGCGAUUUCGCCUGUCACUUCGACGCUGAGCAUUGUGGACUCGUUAAGACGGCUUGUCGUGAGAUUUUUGUAGGUAAAGAGAGCUCGCGCGCUGUUAAAGCUGAACUUUACAAGCUCAACGUUUAUGGUCCCGGCUCUUUUUUCAAGCCGCAUCAGGAUACUCCGCGCGGGAAUAAUAUGUUUGGCUCUCUUGUCGUCGUCUUCCCCACAGAGCACGAGGGCGGUGAAUUAGCGUUGUGUCCCAGGGAUGCCGAAGAGACGACCGUGCUCGACUUUGGUGCACUGUUAAGCAAGGAGGAUGAGCCCUCUAUCGGCUACGCCGCUUUCUUCAGCGACGUUACUCAUGAAGUGUAUGAAGUCAAACGCGGAUAUCGUGUCACACUCACUUAUAACCUGUACUUCGACGACCCGGUUCAAGGCGACCCCUCCGAGUCAAAGGCGACGCUCCUCGCAUCCGAUAUUGCAGAGGCUCCGAUCGCCAAAUCCCUUCUCAACAUCUUGACCGAACCGACAUUUCUCCCCGACGGCGGCCUUAUAGGAUUCGGUCUUCGGUACCAAUACGCUCUCGACCUGGACACAUCCUCCAUCGAAGCUCAGAAAAUCCUCCCCGCUCUGAAAGGCAGUGACUCCGCCAUACUCCGAGCUCUGUCUCAGCAAGACUUGAAACCCUUCCCCAUGGCCAUUUACAAGACGGAUGACACGACUAUCAUGUGCGACAAGUUCGUGCGAGGUCUCGUUGGUGACCCAGAGCGCAAUCUCUGCAGCCUUCUGUUGCAAGACCACUGGGGUAACCUCAUCGAUAAAGGCGAGGAUGCUGACUGGCCUGAAGACUUGGUCGUCGACGAGCAGGUGACUUGGAUAACGAAGCCAACGUAUUUGAACACCUAUUCGGCAGACUAUGCGACGUACGGGAACGAGCCGAUGCUCAUGACUGCGUACGCAGAUUUGGCGUUGAUGGUCAUGGUUGGAAAGCCGGGUGAGAGAGCUGUUGUGAGGAAGAUUGUGCGAAAGAAUGACCGUUGUUGAUGUCGAGACCUGCUGCGGAGCUCACGUACUCGUUCGAGCAUGCAUGCGCACUCCUGUAAGAUGAAUUUUUUAAUGUGCUCUCCUGUAAUUUCUCCUCGUAUAAGCUUUCCCGUAUGGGGUUCUCUUGAGC
Molecule: messenger RNA, 1501 nt
Organism: Stereum hirsutum FP-91666 SS1
Lineage: Eukaryota; Fungi; Basidiomycota; Agaricomycetes; Russulales; Stereaceae
Exons: 4
Coding region: 1-1371 (456 amino acids)
Source: RefSeq, a predicted model, not a curated record